AUGUUAACCCAAAUCCAAGUUACUAUUAUGAAUCUCCUAGAUUUAGUGAUUAAUAUAAGUUUUGUCAGCAUCGUGUCUACCUUGUUAGCAACGUACACUACUGGUAAAUUUGGGAGGACCGUAAGCUUUUACGAUCAUGCUUCGAUAUCGCAAUAUCUAUAUCUAUCAAUCGUCCUGGCAAUUGUUUACCAAUUCAGUCUCACUAUCGGUGUAGUGUCAAUACCUUCGACACUGGUCAGCGAAAUGUACGCGCCAAUUGUUAAAACUUUCGGGGUUUGUAUCGGUAGCGGCAUUUUUUAUGUAUUCGCGUUUGCCGCUAGUAAAAGUUACCAGCUUAUGGUAGGUCUGUUAACUGAAAAAUACGUAUUUUGGAUUUACGCUGUACUCGUGAUCUUUACUAGAUUAUAUACAAUCGCUGCUGUAGUUUAUGGCCGCAAUGUGUAUUUCAUCAAAUUAAAUGCUGGUUUGGUAGCAGGCUGGUCAUCACCCUACUUGGCCAAACUAAAUGCGAUAAAAUAUCCAAAUUCAGAACUCCCAUUAAGUGACAUCGAUGCUUCUUGGAUAGCAUCUCUUCCAAAUCUCGCCCGACCAUGCGGCGCAAUCUUCGGUGGAGUACUAGUGUACGUUAUUGGCACGAAACUGUCAAUGUUAUUAUCUGGAGUGGGAUUUGCACUGGGAUGGCUAUGUUUUUUCGUAAUCGAUUCAUUACCACUGGUUUAUGUAUCACGCGUUGUUUCUGGUAUUGCUGUAGGAAUGCUUUUCAGCGUAUCUCCGCUGUACAUCGGCGAAAUUGCGCAUCCUAAGAUCCGUGGAGCCUUGAUAGCCUUAACAAUGCAAGGAUUUUUAGUGGGUACUUUGUGCGGCAGUAUAAUGGGAAAAUACUUGAACAUGUGGGUGUUUGCUGCAGUAAGUCUCGCUAUAAAUAUAAUAUUCUUGAUCUCAUUCAGCGUAAUGCCCCAAACACCAUACCACUUAAUUCGUUGCCAUAAAUUAGAAGAAGCUGCUAAAUCAAUCCUGUUUUACGACAGAAAAGCUCACGUAAAAAAAGAACUUGAUACUCUCCAAGCUUUUCAGCAAGCGAAUCAAUCAACAACAUUCAAAAGUAUUUUGCAUGAGCUCAGUACACCAGUUAAUCGUAGAGCAUUGCUGAUGGUUAAUAUUAUCGCUAUACUAGCACAAGUAAGUGGUAGUAACGUAUUUUCUUCGUACAUGGAAAUUAUACUAACUAACGCCCACGUAGACAUCAUUGAACCAUCAAGUUUAGUGAUUGUUGUCAGUUUGGUAAGUAUUUUAUCCAGUUUUCUAGGAAUGUUAACCUAUGAUAAAUAUGGUAGAACCAUAAUGCUCUCUAGUUCAUCUAUGGGAGCAGCGUUUGCAAUAUUUCUGAUGGGUUUGAAUUAUCUGCUGUUGGAUCUCAAUUUUCGUAAUCCAAACUUGCAGUGGUUAUCUAUUGUUUCAAUAAUUUUAUACAAAAUUGCUGGUUCUUUCGGACUAACUGUGGUUCCUUCGGCAUUGACGAGUGAAAUUUUCGCACCCAGUAUAAAAGGUGUAGGCUCUUGUAUUAAAAGUUCACUAAUCGGAAUAUCUGCGUUUUCGGUUACCAAGUCUUAUCAACCACUAGUAAAAAUUUUGACAGAAAAAUAUUUAUUUUUCAUUUAUUCACUGCUUUUAAUUCUUUUGGCGCUGUAUAGUAUUUAUUUUAUUCCUGAAACUAAAGUAUUUUUGAUGACACUAGUCACUGGCCUAGUAGCAGGAUGGACUUCGCCAUAUAUAACUAAAUUAGAUGCAGCAACACAUCCGGAUUCAGAGCUUCCGAUAAAUGAAACCGAAGCAUCUUGGAUCGUGUCGCUGAUCAAUAUAUCCCGAACAGGAGGAUCCAUUUUAAGUGCGAUCUUCGUCUAUUCGAUAGGGACUAAAUCAACUGCAUUGGUUUCUGGAAUUCCAUUAGCCAUUGGAUGGAUAUGUUUUUUCAUCAUGAAUUCAGUGACGUUAGUCUACGUGUCCCGUAUUUUGUCUGGUAUAGGAAUAGGAAUGUAUUACAGCUCAUUUUCGUUGUAUAUUGGAGAAAUGUCGCACCCUAAAAUUCGAGGCGCAUUAGUAACUUUCAACGUCCAAGGAUUUUUGAUGGGCAACCUGUGUGGCAAUAUCAUGGGAAAAUAUUGCAAAAUGUGGCUAUUUGCUGCAGUAAGUCUUGUUUUUAAUGUAAUAUUCAUGGUAUUGUUUAGUAUGAUGCCGCACACACCACACUAUUUAAUUCGUUGUAAUAAGAUGGAUAAAGCUGUUGAAUCAAUUUCUUGGUAUAAUAGUACUGCCGACGUCACGAAUGAACUUAAAGCACUUGAACAAUUUUUGAGUGUCCAUCAAUCGCAUUCAUUCUGGGAUGAAUUUCGAGCAUUAAGUCAGCCAGUUAAUCGGAAAACUUUACUAAUGAUCAUUAUAAUUACUGUAUGCACUCAACUCGGUGGUCCAUAUGCAUUUUCUUCAUACAUGGAAAUUAUAGUGACCAAUGCAAGGCUCGACAUCAUAAAACCAUCGGAUCUCAUUAUUGGUGUCAGUGUGAUCGGAAUUGUAUCAAGUUGGUUAUCUAUCUAUACAAUUGAUAGAUGGGGUAGAACUAUUAUGCUUUUAAUUUCAAGCAUUGGAGCUGCAUUUGCAAUGUUUUUGAUAGGUUUGAAUUUUCAAUUAUUAGAUCUUGACUAUAGCGAUUCUAGAUUACAGUGGUUAUCAAUUACUGGUACAAUUAUGUAUCGAAUUAUGUCAAGUUUAGGACUACUUUCAGUACCUGCGACACUAGCUAGUGAAAUGUUCGCACCAAACGUUAAGAGUGUAAGUAGUUGUAUCAUUAAUAUAAACGUUGGGAUAUUUGCGUUCACUGCAAGUCGAAGUUAUCAGCCAUUGGUAAGCAUUUUAACCGAAAAAUAUGUAUUUUGGAUCUAUACAUUGCUUAUGAUCGUCACUGGAGUCUAUACAAUAAUUUUUAUUCCUGAAACGAAAGAUAAAACUCUUACCGAAAUACAUGAAAUGUUAUCCUCUGGAAAAAAAUUAGAGAAAGUAAAAGGAUCUAAUAAAUAUAAUGGCGUGUUUCUACUGUCGGUCAUGGUGGGUUCAAUAGCAGGAUGGACUUCACCGUAUUUGGCUAAAUUAGAUGCACAAGAGAAUCCAAAUUCAGAACUUCCAAUAGAUAAGGUCGAAGCUUCGUGGAUAGCAUCGCUAAUCAAUCUUUCUCGUCCGGCUGGUGGAAUUUUAGGAGCAUUAUUAGUUCACAUUAUCGGAACAAAAUUAUCUUCGCUAUUUGUGGGAGUACCAAUAGCUAUUGGCUGGGCGUUAUUUCUCAUAAAAAAUUCAGUGACAUUGAUUUAUGUGUCUCGAACACUUCAUGGUAUCAGUUUUGGAAUGUUUUUCAGCUGUUUUCCAUUGUAUGUCGGAGAAAUUGCACACCCCAAAAUUCGCGGUGCAUUAAUAGCUUUAGUCAUGCAAGGCCUUAUGGUAGGUAACUUAUGUGGCACAGUAAUAGGAAAAUUUGUUGAUUUAUGGAUGUUUGCAGCCAUAAUUCUUGUACCGAAUUUAAUAUUUUUAUCUUCGUUUUGCAUUAUGCCUCACACACCUCACUAUUUGAUACGGCGCAAUGAAAUUGACAAAGCAGCCAAAUCGAUUGAAUUCUACGAUCGCAACACCGACGUCAAAAACCAACUAGAAGCCCUCAAAGAAUUUAUUCAAUCAAGCAAAUCACUAACAUUCAGAGAUACGAUACGCGAACUAAAUACUCCAGUGAAUCGAAAGGCAUUAAUAAUGGUAAAUAUUGUAUUCGCAUUUUUCCAACUCAGUGGAAACUACACCGUAAAUGCUUACAUGGAAAUUUUGCUAACAAAUGCGCGCAUAAACGUUGUGGUACCUUCGGAUUUAGUAAUCAGCGGUAAUGUUUUGAGUAUCGUAUCCAGUUGGAUAUCAAUUUACACAAAUGAUAAGUACGGAAGACCUGUUAUGCUUCUGAUUUCUUCUGUCGGCGUAGGAAUCGGAAUGUUUUUAUGGGGACUUCAUUAUCAAUUGUUAGAUAUUGGUUACACUAAUCCUAAUCUACAGUGGAUAUCUAUCAUCGCGUUAGUUGUUUAUCAACUUUCAGUUCCCUUAGGUCUGAUACCAGUACCAUCUACACUGAUAAGUGAAAUGUUUGCACCAAGUGUCAAAAAUUUAAGCGCUUCAAUUAGCAGUGUGAUCUCUGGAUUAUGCGCAUUUGCUGCCAGUCGUAGUUAUCAACCUAUGGUAGACGCUCUAUCUGAAAAAUAUGUUUUUUGGAUUUAUAGUUUUCUUAUGUUCUCCUCAGGACUGUAUUCGAUUAUUUUUAUUCCUGAGACUAAAGGUAAAUCUCUAGCAGAAAUACAAGAAAUUUUAUCGCGAGAUAUUAAAGCCAAAUCAAACAAAGAAGAUAAAUCGAAUGAUGAUGAUAAUAGAGUCAUUAAAAAAAUGUAA
Messenger RNA from Cotesia congregata, 4467 nucleotides. The record is from the annotation of a GenBank genome assembly. NCBI's taxonomy places the organism in Eukaryota, Metazoa, Arthropoda, Insecta, Hymenoptera, Braconidae.